AUGUCUUGGCGACUGGUAGUCCUGGCCGGGCUGUUGAGCGGUACAAGUGCCGCCGCCAACCUCGUCCAACACGAGCAUGUCCCCCAGCUGCCCGGAGGAUGGGCUCGGAUGGACGCUUCACCGGACCCGGACCAACCCUUCAGACUGUCGAUUGCCUUGAGACAGCCAGAGAUUCGCCAACUGGCCUCAAAGUUUGCCCCCGGCUCCCGCCAUCUCUCCCUGGACGAGGUCCGUACGCUGCGGGCGCCCGACCAGAGAGAUGCCGCCGCCGUCCUCGACUGGCUCCAUGAAAACGGCAUUCACGACGCCGUGGCCAAGGACGACUGGAUCCACGUCGCCGCGACCAUCAGGAGCGCCGAGAGCCUGCUCGGCACCCGGCUCCAGCGCUACUCGUUCGACGGCAAGGUGUCCGUCGUCAGAGCCCGGCAGUACUCGGUGCCCUCACACCUGUCGGGCGCCAUCAGCUUCAUCGACCCCGUCUCCAACUUCAUGACGCCGCUGCGGGAGCCCAUGACGCCCAGGCCCGUCCGGGCGGCGCGCGACCGACGCGCCGGGGCUGCCUGCUCGGGCACCGUGACGCCCAAGUGUCUCGGCCGGCUGUACAACAUCCGCUACAGGGCCCCCGGCAACUCGUCCAAGGUCCGCCUCGGAGUGAGCGGCUACCUGGAGGAGCACUCCAACCACGCGGACGUGCGUGACUUUCUCGAGGCCGAGGCCCCCGAGCUCGCCGGCUACGACUUCGGGGUGGAGCUGGUCAACGGCGGCAGCGACCCCCAGAACCGCUCGACGGCCGGCGGCGAGGCCCAGCUCGACCUCGAGUACGCCAUGGGCCUCGGGUUCCCGUCCCAGGUGACGUACUAUGCGACGGGCGGCCGGGGCGACAAGAUUGGCGACGACGGCAGGCCCGUGACGGGGGACCGGUCCGACAACGAGCCGUACCUCGAGUUCCUCCAGGCCCUGCUCGACAAGCCGGACGGCCAGGUGCCGCACGUGCUGUCCGUGUCGUACGGCGACGACGAGCUGUCCGUCCCCCGGCCGUACGCGGAGCGCGUCUGCAGCAUGCUCGGCCUGCUGACCGGGCGCGGCACCUCCGUCAUCCACUCGUCCGGGGACGGCGGCUCGGCCGGCGGGCGCGUGGGCAACUGCCGCACCAAGGACGGCACAAACACCAAGGUCACCAUGUCGACCUUUCCGGCGUCGUGUCCGUGGGUCACGGCCGUCGGCGCCACCAGCAACCACGCCGAGCCCCCCCCGGGCGCCGCCUUCAGCUCCGGAGGCUUCUCCCACAUGAGGGCCGUCCCGGACAUCUCGGCCGUGGGGACCAACUUUUUGGUCAUUGUUGGCGGCCGCCGCAGUCUCCUCGAGGGCACCAGCGCGAGUGCGCCCGUCUUUGCAGCCAUGAUUUCCCUUGUCAACGACGCCCGCCUGCGAAAGGGGAAGCCGUCUCUGGGGUGGCUGAACGAGAUCCUGUACUCUGACAAGGUGGCGCCUCUGCUGCAGGACAUCACCGCUGGCCAGAGCUACUCGUGCACCUGGGACGGCGACAGCCCCGGUGGAUGGCCGGCCAAGCAAGGGUGGGACGCAAUCACCGGCCUCGGCGUGCCCAAAGACUUUGCCAAGCUGCUCAAGGUUCUGGAGGAGGUGUGA
Messenger RNA from Metarhizium acridum CQMa 102, 1647 nucleotides. NCBI's taxonomy places the organism in Eukaryota, Fungi, Ascomycota, Sordariomycetes, Hypocreales, Clavicipitaceae. The record is from RefSeq and is a predicted model, not a curated record.